AUGGAAAAUUGGUUCUGUGAUUUGCCCGACGAUUUGCUCACGCGGAUCUUGCUCUUUGUCCCAACAAAAGACGCAGUCGCCACCUCAAUCUUGUCUAAACGAUGGCGUCAUGUCUGGAGGAUACUGCCUAAACUGGCCUUCAAAGACGCAGGCAACGAGAGCGUUGGGUGUUUCAUUGAGAAGUCAUUGCAACUCCAUAAGUCACCGAAAUUACAGAGCUUGAUUGUAGAACUCGGUCCACGUUCUCCUGUUGAUGUAGAUGUAGGGAAGUUGGUUGAGAACGCAGUUAAUCGCGGUGUGGAAGAGUUAGAUUUCAAGCUCCUCUGGAACGCAGAUCCCACAAGCUUUCCAAAGAGCCUUUACACAUGUGACACGCUUGUUUAUUUAACUCUGUCCAACAAGAUUCUCGUGGAUGUUUCUUCCUGGGCUCGUCUACCAUCUCUCUUAUACCUGGAACUUAAUGACGUGGUGUACAAAGAAGAAGACUCUCUUGUCCAGCUUUUGUCAAGUUCCCCUGUUCUUAAGUGGCUGAGUGUGGAACGACGACGUGAGGAUGACAACUUGAAAAACUUUGCCGUGAAAGUGCCUUCCUUAGAAAAAUGAUUUUAUACGACUAUUAGUGGAAAGGAUGAUGAGGUAGAGGAUAAUGAGGUAGAGGACAAUGCCGAAGAGGAUUUUGAGGUAGAGGAAUAUGAGGUAGAAAAUGAAGAGGUAGAGGAUGAUGAUGCUCUCAAUGGAUUGUUGGUUAUAGAUACCCCUGCGCUAUCAUAUUUGAAUAUAUUGGACGACAGGGGAUAUAAUUGCUUGAUUGAGAAUAUGCCUUGCCUUGAUGUGGCAUUCAUCAGCUUAGAUCUUAAUCUCAUGAUUGACAAGUUUAUGAGAUCUCUUUCUUCUGUCAUACAUCUGGACUUGUUUUUGACCAAACCAAUGGCUGCGUGCUGUAACGCCAUCAAGUACUCUCGGCUCAUUGAACUUAACUUUUCUCCAGCAAAUUCUGUAGAAUGGUUGGAUCCACUUAUGUUUUUGCUCCAAAACUCUCCUAAACUAAAAUCUCUUACGAUCGAAAACAACACCGAGGUUCUCCCACCAUCCUGGAACCAGCCGAGUUGUAUUCCCGGAUGCUUGUGGUCUCAUCUAGAGAUCUUUAGGUGGAGAGACUAUGGAGGAAGAGAAGUUGAGAAACAACUACUGACUUACAUUCUCGCUAACUCAAAGUAUUUAAAGACAGUGGAGAUCUCCUUCAUAGAAGUCUGCCAUCUUGAAAAGAGACAAAAGGAGAUAGAAUCUAUGCCUAGGAUUUCAACCUCAUCUCGGCUUCUAUUCCCCACUCAAAUGAAAAAGAGAUUUAACGGCUAUAUGUUUAACUAA
Messenger RNA from Eutrema salsugineum, 1368 nucleotides. Its product is annotated as putative F-box/FBD/LRR-repeat protein At1g22000. Gene Ontology annotation, molecular function: protein binding. The record is from RefSeq and is a predicted model, not a curated record. NCBI's taxonomy places the organism in Eukaryota, Viridiplantae, Streptophyta, Magnoliopsida, Brassicales, Brassicaceae.